Messenger RNA from Achroia grisella, 2555 nucleotides. RefSeq lists its product as uncharacterized. The record is from RefSeq and is a predicted model, not a curated record. The transcript is spliced from 10 exons. Gene Ontology annotation, molecular function: peptide hormone binding; G protein-coupled peptide receptor activity. Gene Ontology annotation, biological process: cell surface receptor signaling pathway; adenylate cyclase-modulating G protein-coupled receptor signaling pathway. Lineage: Eukaryota; Metazoa; Arthropoda; Insecta; Lepidoptera; Pyralidae. Gene Ontology annotation, cellular component: plasma membrane. Bases 58 to 2460 code for a protein of 800 amino acids.
AGCAAUGUUUCUGUUUCGUGAUGUUACAUGAGUGUGCAAAUCUUAUAGAAUUCGAAUAUGUGCAGAUUUAAUAGAUUAUUAUUUUUUGCCUCUUUGUGUUGGUUUUUUGAACAAGGACUGUCUCAGGUUCGUGGAUGUGAAGGUGAUGUAAUCAGACACGAUAAAGACACAUUAGAUGGGUGGCAUUCCCGUAACGCGGUUACUUUUCGCGACAAUCAAACUGAAUGCGAAAAAGCUGAUGUUUAUAUUUGUGAAGAGCUUCCAAAUGCAAUACCACUCGACGAUGAAAGAUUCUGCAAUAUUCGUAAUGUCAACUAUCACGAGCAAAUUUACCGCUGGGUUUCUGGUCAUCAAUGCCUGUUCUACACUCCGGGAUUCCAUUUUCUUGGUGGCGUUAAUUCCCUCAUCAUGACUGCAAGUUGCUUGUAUGAGCAGCGGUUCGCACCUUGCUUAGAAAUUGCAAAGGAAGAUGGAACAUGCGGUUGCUAUCCUUUCGAUCCUGGUUUUGAAGAGGUUAAGAGGGUUGUGGAAAAUGCUCUGAUUCCUUCAUCCCGCGACCGUUUUCAAAGAUGCUUCCAUGAGGCCAAGGAAUGCUGUGACGAAUACCUGGCAGAAGAACCCGUCACGUCCAAUGAGACCAGAUGCGGUACAACUUUCGAUGCUUGGACAUGUUGGCGGGGCGCGCCUGCUGACACCAUCGCUUAUGAAGUAUGUUCUGAUUUCGCUUACUCUAACUCGGGGCCGACUUGUCACCAUUUCAGCAGCAAAGAGUGUUAUGAGAAUGGCACGUGGGAGCGCAAUACUGAUUAUUCAACAUGCAGUAUCUCUCCGCGCCUCAUCCGUCGGUAUCACUUCCACAUCUCUAUUCUGGCAUUCUCCAUUGUUUCCUGCCUACCAGCUGUAUUCAUAUUCUUCUACUAUAAACGGCUAAGGAUUACGAGGGUGAUAUUGCAUAGAAACUUGCUCAUCGCAAUUGUUAUCAGAAAUAUUCUUGUUAUCAUCAGUAGAAGUGUGAUAUACAUAGACGAACUAAGGAACGCUGAGGACACAGUAAUGUCAAACCACAGUGUAGCAUGCCGUAUGCUCAGCAUAUUGGAGCGCGUCGCUGCCAACGCUGUAUUCGUUUGCAUGCUCAUAGAGGGAAUCUAUCUCCAUCGUCUUAUCGUUGCUGUCUUUAAAAAUAAAAUAAAUAUAAACUUGUUAUAUGUUAUAGGUACUGUGGUCACCAUUGUCCCCGUGGUGGCUUGGGCAACGGUGAUGGGUAUUCACAACGACCAUUCUUGCUGGGUAAUAUACACUGUCGAUAACAUCCAAUGGAUUCUGGAUUCGCCCAGGAUUGCCAUAUUAGUAAUCAACACCAUUUUAUUUGCUGAUGUGCUGAGAGUUUUGUUGACUAAAGUUAGGAACAGCGAGAAUGCGAAUCAACUGAAUACUGCCAAGGCAUCCCUCUUUCUGAUGCCAAUUUUUGGGAUCCAAUUUCUGCUGACUGCGUUCAGGCCGUCCACCACCAACUGUACUGGCGAGCAAGCGUAUUACUACAUCGCUUAUACAGUUGAAGGACUGCAAGGAUUCAUUGUGGCCUUGUUAUACUGCUAUAUUAAUAAGGAGGUUCACAUGUUAGUUAAAGCAACGUACAAAAAAAAGAAAUUGGCAAUAAAAUCUCGAGUUAGAGGCAAUUCCACAUAUCCCAGGAUGAGUACAAACAUCAAUUCUGACAGAAGGCACACUUUCAGUACAGGCUUGGCAUCUCAACAUGUAGAUGAUAAUGACAAAAAUGAUUACGCUACAAUUAGACCAAAUUUACAUGUCGCUGAAAUAAUAUCCAUACAAGGAACUGAAAAAUUAGGUGAGACACUUGAACCCGUUUAUGAAAUAAUUGAUAAGGAUGUACCCAAUGAAGAUUGCUCUUUUGUAAGGUCUGUUGACGAAAGUACUUCUAAACACAUUCCUAACAAAGAAUCGAAAGACGAUAACUAUUAUGGCUUUACAAACGCGUCCAGUGUAUCUAUAGAAUGUCCUGACUGGAUCCAAAGCGCUUCGUCACCAAAUAACAGCAUUUACAAUAAUUCACAAAACGAUUAUGAAAAAAAGUACAUAGACAACAUAAAUCCUAAACAACCAACUGUACCAGAAAUGGGAUUAAGAAAGAGAAAUCCAACACAAGAUAUUUUGGUAGAAACUAUGGCCGAAAAUAAUUCUCCAAUAAUAAAAUUCGAAAAUAAAGUAGCAGAUAUUAAUGCAAAAGAAUUUGUAGAUAAUGAUCAAGAAUACAAAAAUAAACUCGACGAAUUGCAAAAAGGUAAUGUAGAUGAUAAUAACGCAUCCGAUGGCAUUGUAUCUGAUGACAUGCUAGAUGAAAUAAUAAACUACAUUGAUAAUAAUGAUCCAAUAAAGUUGAACCCAGACCUCCUUUCCCCCAAUAGGAAAGAAGAAGAUAAAAUAAGAUUUAUUGACGAAUAAUGAUUAAAUAGUUACUUAAAUAAUAAUUUGUUUAGUUUAACGUUUACAAGUGCUUUGGUAAUCUCCAAAGGGUUGUAAAUAUCGGUGACCUAAAG